UAAAUAGUGGGGAGAGCCGGGAGACGCGGCCACACAGCCCAAGGUAACAUGGAGGCGUCGGACGACGGUCUGAGAAAGCGCAGAGCCGCCGGGGCCGAUGGAGCGGCCGUGCGGGAGGGAGCCGAGGCGAUCGACUCGGCACGACGGAACGACGGCGGGAGACGUGGAGCCGGCUCGUCGGAGCUGCUGCUGUGGCUGCUGUUCGCCUACACGGCGCUGCUGUUGAUCGCCGUGCAUCGCUCCUUGCUGCAUCUCCCCGUGCCCCUCGACGAGGCGAACGCGCAGCCCGGGCAGUUCGUGGCCGAGAGGGCUAGGAAGCACCUGGAAUACAUGACUGGUUUGGGGCCGCGUCCCACGGGCAGCGAGGCUGCCGAGGUCAAAACCGUAGCGUAUAUCCUGGCGCAAGUGGAGGCCAUAUCGCAGUCGCUCGAGGCCUCGGCAUCCUCGUCACCGGCUGGCCGACGACCAGCUCACCGAAUCCGCGUGGACUUGCAGCGCCCCUCCGGCUCGUUCAACCUUGACUUUCUGGGAGGGUUCACGAGCGUCUAUGCCAAUGUCAGUAACGUCGUGGUGAGGCUGUCCCCGCGCCACCUGGGCGAUGGUGAUGGAGGCCAUGGAGGAGGUGCCCGGCGCCAUGCCCUCCUCGCCAACUGCCACUUCGACUCGGUACCCUUUGGCCCAGGGGCGAGUGAUGAUGCGGUGAGCUGCGCGGUGAUGCUGGAGGUGCUGCAGGUGCUGGCACAGCUGGAGACUCCACUCCUGCAUGACAUCAUCUUCCUUUUCAAUGGUGCCGAGGAGAACGUUCUUCAGGCAAGUCACGGAUUCAUCACCAAGCACCCAUGGGCAUCGCUUGUCCGUGCUUUUAUAAACCUGGAAGCAGCAGGAGUGGGUGGCAAAGAGCUCGUCUUUCAGACCGGUCCAGAGAACCCGUGGCUGGUGCAGGCGUACGUGCGUUCGGCACAACAUCCCUUCGCCUCCAUCAUUGGGCAGGAGGUCUUCCAGAGCGGCAUUAUCCCAUCUGACACAGACUUUCGAAUCCUGCGCGAUUUUGGAAACAUUCCAGGAAUUGACCUCGCGUUCAUUAAAGAUGGCUACAUUUAUCACACGGAGUAUGACUCGGCUGACCGGAUACCGUCUGGAAGCAUCCAGAGAGCAGGUGACAACAUCUUGGGUCUGGUACGCUACCUGGCAUCCUCAUCUCUGCUGGCCGACUCCAGCGAGUACCGCCAUGGGAAGAUGGUAUUCUUCGACGUGAUCGGCCUGCAGGCCGUGGCGUACCCGGCUCGAGUGGGCAUCCUCAUAAAUUAUCUUCUGGCAUCGUUGGCUGUCCUCUACCUGGCCAGUGCAGGCCUGGCGUACCUGCGGGAGGUCUUGCGGGCAGUGGGCGUGCUGCUGGUGGCCUGGCUGGGCGCCGUGAUCACCGUUGCUGGAGCCGCGCUGCUCAUCACUCUGAUCGGCCGCUCAAUGUCGUGGUACACGGAGAGAACGGUUCUCGUCGGCCUCUACGCCGCGCCCGCCCUCGCCAUCAUUCUGCUCGUGCUUGUCCUGGCCAAGCGGCGGUAUUGCGGCUUGGCGGGACAGACGGGACAGCGGGCAGCUGAAUGUAGCUUUGACGCGGCACUGAUGCUCUGGACCGCGCUGCUAUUGUGGCUCAACACGAAGGGCAUCUGCUCCGCCUUCCUGCCCGCGCUGUGGGUUGGGUUCUCCCUGGCCGCUCGCCCUGUGCUCUUUGGUCUUCAGAAGAAAUCGCUGCACAGAGCAGAAGCGGCUGCGAGUGUUGGCGUGAGCCCGGGUCGCUUCUCUGUAUUCCUGGCGAUACUGCUACCCCCGUACCUCAUCACGCUGUACUCGCUGUGGAACCUCUACGAAAUGUUCCUGCCCAUCAUGGGCCGCAGUGGCACACAAGUCGUUCCCGACGUCGUCAUGGCCAUCGUUACCAUCGCCGCUGUCAUCGUGCUUUCUUCUUACCCCGUCUGCCUCGUCUACCUGAUGCCAACCGCCAAGAAGACGCUACUUUCCCUGGCAGCGGUCUUUCUCUUGACCUUUGGCCUUGUUUGCGCCGGUUUUUUCUUCCCGUACGGAAACGACUCCAUCCGUCCGACUCCCAAGCGGCUUUACAUGCAACACAUCUCGCGGCGGCUGCACGACGCGUCGGGUGCCGUGGUGCACAGGGACUCCGGAGUGUGGGUGAACGGUUUUGACUACAGCGGCGUGUCGCACCUCACGGACAGCAUCCCCGCUCUCAACGAUUCGAUGCGCGCGCCCUGCCUCCCCGCGCCUUUCUGCGGCUACCCCUGGUUCCUGCCCGUCAACUCGCUCGUUCGGAAGAGCUGGUAUUUGCCGGCACCAGAUGUCUCCCCGUCUCCCGCAUUGUCGAUGCUUUUGGUUGAUAAAGAGCAGCUUCUUUCGAACACAUGGAGGCUGACCUUUGAGGUGUCUGGACCGCACCACAUAUCCUUGUACGUGCGUGAGCCGGAGGGCACAACCCUGGUGGGCUGGUCGCUGGGGGAGGGGGCACCUCCGCCGCCGCAGGACAACUACUCACAGGCGCGAUUUGUAUUCUACUCGUACGGCACGUACACGGCGCCGUGGCGGCUCUGGCUGGACAUGCAGGUCACAGACCCCGAGAAGCCAAUGGUGGAGGUUGCUGUAGCAACACAUUACUUGUUUGGUCCCAGCCGAAGGACCCCUCAGCUGUCCAGUCUGCUCAAGCAGUUGCCUGAUUGGACUUUUUCUUCAGACUGGGUCAGCACCUAUGACUUGUGGGCAUUUUGAAAAGAAAAAUUGAUUCAUUGUGGUGGAAAAAAAACAUGACUUAAAAAAAAAUAAAGGAAUUAGCACAGUUUGUAUGGCAUUCAGAGCGAUGGCUGCACUGGAUGAAAUAACUUUCUGCAAAAAAAUAGCAUUUAAUUUUAGAGUGCAGUGUUCCACACUCAUUCCCCAUUAUUAAUUUAUUGUUCACAUUUGGUAGCCGAAACCGUUUUGAGCUGGAAGAUGGUCUCCUUUCCCUGGUUCAAAAGUAAAAAAAAAGGUUUGUAUUAAGGAUACUGCUGCGUAGUACUUUGCGGUUCUGCUUUAUAGCUCUCCAAUGUAUGUUCUUUGGGUCUUUCGGUAAAGUCACGUAGAUAGGUUCAAAGAAAAUAAAAAACUACGACGUUUUGAUCGCAACACAAGUGGUCGUCUUCUUUUCCUGAAGGACGACCGCUUGUGUUGCGAGAGAAACGUAGUAUUUUUUAAUUUUCUUUGAACCUAUCUACGUGAAUUUACCGAAAGACCCAAAGAAUAUUAAUUCCUGCAGUCACGAAAGCUGUAAGUCUCCGAUGUAUAUUUGAGUUGUAACAUCUCCUGAAGAAGCUCCUGUCACGUGGUGCAAGAUGUCAGAAGUCCUGCUGAACAACACAUGGUACAAACCAAAAAUACAUCAGAGUUGUGUUAAUGAUCUUACGUGGUGGACGUUGCCAUGACAAGCAAGAGUUAAAAUGCAAAUGACACUCCUUUUGUCAGACCCACCUCCCUGCCUUUUUGGAAUAUGUGAGUCUAAAUGGGGCACAUCCCUUGACCACCACGUGUUUCGCAUUUAAAUUCUGACUUCCAAAGUGGUACAUGGGAGUUGGUGUGGUGGGGUGGGAUCUUAUUUGAAAACUUCUAUACUUGGUAGUCCCAUGUGACGCCUCGAAGAGUCGGUGGUGCACUGACAGAGAUUAACACUUUCAGUAUUGUAUAUUGUGUGGGUUGAGCCAUCUCAGCCCAGGAAACCAAACCAGUGUGUCGCAUGUCUUUGACUCCCCUUGCCCGAGAUUAGGCGUCUUGCCUAAACUGGUCCUAAACUGAAUUUGCAUUUAUUGAAGUGCCAUUCUGUUUUUACAUUUGUAAUUUAAGCAAUUUGCUUUAAACAAAAAAUAUCAACUGGUAACUUAUGGCGUCUUGGAAUGCACCUUUGAUUAUAUCGUAAUUUAUUAACCUGGAGAUCUUGUCUCAUGAUCUAACCAAUCAAUAUUUUUAUCCACACAGUCCUUAUCGGAAGUGGCCUUAGUAACGUUGAAUCCGUUAAAUGCAAUCGAUACCUCCCGUUUUAUGAUGUGUUCCUGGAAUUGUGGAUGGGCUUCCAUGCUGGUGCUUCAUUUUAAGAUGGCUAAACCACGGAUAAAACUCUUAGGUCUCCUUGUGUGUUCGCCCCACUCCACUAGCCACAAUUGAUUAGAACAUUCCAAGACAUCAAAUUGUUUAACACCCUCGUACAAAACAAAUAAUAAAAGUAACGGUAUUUUUGUAAAUUGGUCAAUUUAAUUUGUGUGUUUGAGCUUAAACAUGCAGGCAGUAGUAGGUAGAUUGAAAGUACGGAGGUAAAGUUUGGCAAGAAUUGGGUUUAAAAUAAUGAACCUAAGCAGAGCUACUUGCAAGGAGUAAUGUAACUUCAAGUUUUGGCCCUUUUCCCAGAAAUUGGGUUUGAUACGAUACAUUUCCUACUUCAUGCCAGUGAUCAAAUGAAUACAAACUUAUAACAAUAAAGGUUGCACACAUGUAUUGACUUAAUGGUUACAUGUAACAUACUUUGAGGAUCCCUGGAAUAUCAAGUCAUCCCCUGUUGUAUUCUUUACAGGUUAAUGGACCGUAAAGAUACAUGUGUAAACAGUACAUAACCUCUGCAUGUACUGAGCGCUUGUUAACGAAAUAUAAACUCGUGGUUAAUAUCGUGAAUUUGGUGCUUUUUAGUUAGGUCUUGUGUUCAAGUUUGGACUAAAGCAGCAGGUAUAACCAACUACCUUUCCUUAGAUUGUUCAUUAGAUCUGAUAUUUCAAGAAUAUUUAUUUUAAUUUUAAAUCUAACACAAUAACUUUAUUCCGUUUAACAUUUGUUACAGUAACGGAUUUAUAUCUGCCAAGGAGUGCAUCUUAUUGACCGAUUUAUUUUUUUUUGCACUAAGUUUUAUCAAAUACAGCAAUCUGUAUAAAGGUGGUGUUUGAUAAUAAAAUAUCAAGC
Lethenteron reissneri (Far Eastern brook lamprey) is the source of this 4980-nucleotide messenger RNA. It is a transcript of the gene ERMP1, whose product is annotated as endoplasmic reticulum metallopeptidase 1. The record is from RefSeq and is a predicted model, not a curated record. Gene Ontology annotation, molecular function: metalloexopeptidase activity. Gene Ontology annotation, biological process: proteolysis. NCBI's taxonomy places the organism in Eukaryota, Metazoa, Chordata, Hyperoartia, Petromyzontiformes, Petromyzontidae.